This is a messenger RNA of Lytechinus variegatus (green sea urchin), 618 nucleotides long. RefSeq names its product WSC domain-containing protein ARB_07867-like. The record is from RefSeq and is a predicted model, not a curated record. Gene Ontology annotation, cellular component: plasma membrane. The transcript is spliced from 4 exons. Bases 1 to 618 code for a protein of 205 amino acids. Lineage: Eukaryota; Metazoa; Echinodermata; Echinoidea; Temnopleuroida; Toxopneustidae.
AUGCGCUACGUACCUUCUUCUGAUGUGCAACUUGUUGGCGGGCCGAAUUCUAAUAAAGGAACAAUUGAGAUCAAGAUAGACAACGGGACAUGGGAGACAGUAUGUGGGACUAAUAUCGAUACCACUGAUGUCAUCCUAAUCUGUAAACAUUUAGGAUUCCAGGGAGCAAACAGAGCAAUAAAGCAGACGUCUUAUGGACAGAAUUCAACUCCCAACCAUGGGUUAUUGUGUGCUGAAGAUGAUACUAACCUGUCGGAGUGUUCAUUGGUAAUGGGAUGUUCUGUAGCAGGAGCAGCUUCUUGCCAUGGUGAGGGAUAUCUUGGAUGUUUUGUGGACAUGAGGAGUGAGAGGGUGUUGUCAGGCGAAAGUCUGGUAAAUAUUUCAAUGAUGACCAUUCCUUAUUGCAUCCAGUUCUGUCAAGGGUCUACCGCAGCUAACUAUACAUUCGCCGGUGUUACAAAUGAAAAUGAAUGUUACUGUGGUGAAGCAAGUGAUAACUAUACUAAACAUGAAAAGCAUUCGGACGAUCAAUGCCAUGUUGCAUGUUCAGGAUAUCCCACGGACAGCUGUGGUGGGGCAGGAAACAUAGCUGUAUUCAACAGUGAGUAUCAUUCUUGA